AGCAGCACCAGCGGCAGCACCAGCGGCAGAACCUUCAGCACAGAUGCUCGCGUGAUUUAUCUGAAUAGUACCACUAGAAGACGCAGCGUGGUGCAUGCAGGAGCCGACUUACCGCCCUUGUUUAUAGUGCCCCGCCUCCGCCAGUUGCAGCCUCUGUUGCAGUCGCUUUCCAGCAGCAGCAGCAGCACAGACACCUACAUGCCUUCUCCCCUAGCCAUCAAUCUCAAGCACUUGAUACAGCGGCGAAGGACGGCCAAACGCAGCAACUACCACCCUCAGCUUCUACCCGUCCCCCCCCCUCCCGCUUUUCCACCAUCGACUGGAGUCGCUGCUGCGUCGCCCCCUCUGCCGCAGUCUGCUGCUGCUGCAGCGGCUGCUGUGGGUCAGCAGCAGCUGCAGCAGCAGCAGCUGCAGCAGCUGCAAGACAGCCAGCUGCUGCAGCUGCACGGGGAGGCGCCACUUUAUGGUCUUGGUUUCGCGGGGAGGAACGUAGUGGCUCUUGGCGAAGACGCCGAUGCAGCAGAUGCGGUGUCUCCCACCUUUGCAGCCGUCUCCUCUCUCGAGCGAGUUGCAGUUGCUGCGCUGACUCGCUGGAAAGCAGCUGCAGAGGCUCCCUCGCCCUCGUCACCAUCCCCGUCGUCGUCAGCAGCGGCAGACAGAGACGACCAGUCCUUCUGGAAAGAACUCUGCGAUCGUCUCUAUGCAUCCAGAGAUGUCAUGCCUCUGACCUCCCUGGCAACAGUGCUGCGUCUCAUCUGCUGCCGCUAUCUCUGCACCGAAGCAGCAGCCUCCCCCUAUUUCUUGCGGCACUUUGCCUCCUUCCCCCACCUUCCAGACAGCAGCCUCCCCCCCCCCUCCCCGCAGCAGCUGCAGCACAAACAGCAGCGGCUGCCUUCUCAGAGACCAGUCGCCGCUUCCUUGUUGCUGCCGCUCACGAGGGAGUUUAUCGACGAUGCUCACUGUCUCUCUGCCGCCGCUGCUGCAGACGUUGCUGCUGUCUACGCUGUCUGCAACGCGUGCAGCGUGGAUCUGUUGCAGCUCCUCCUGAGGCGCAGCGUCGACACUUGGCUGCUCCCCGAGAGUGAGCUCGUCGCACAGCGGCAGCAACUCCAGCAAGUAGCGUCAUCGCAACAACGACAACAGGUGCAGCUGUUUGCCUCCAAGCCCGAUGCAAUGACUAGCUUCUCCCCACACGAGUUCGCCGUUUUCUGCUCAGCAGUACAGCACUUGCUGAAGCAAGCGCAGCCGCUGCUGCAGCGGCAGGCACAAGAACGGCAUCAGCAGCAGGCACAAGAACGGCAUCAGCAGCAGGCGGCUCCUCUGCUGCCUCUGGAGGCAGCAUUCUUUCGGAAAGCUUCUGCUUUUCUGUUGCGCUGCACAGACCAGCAGCAGAAAGACGCUGCACAGCAACAAGCCGCCUUGGGCAGCCUUGCCGCGCUUGCCGGGGACGUUUUGCAGACACAGCCUCAGCAGCAGGAUACAGAGCUUUUCAAGGCGUGUGUUGAGCUCCUCCGAGCAGCAGAUAUCUUUGUUCCCCGGAGAGGAGCGGCAAGAGACACAGCAACACACACAACAAAAGACACAGCAACAGACGCGGCAGUCGUAGCAUUCUGCUGCAAAGAGACAGCACGCCUCAUGGCGUGCCUCAACAUCCCCGAUACCCACGGAAGCCCUUCCACUACGCCUCGAACGAAUUUCCCCGGCGCCACUGCUCUGCAUCACAUGUUGCUUCAAGCCGCAAAACUGCUGCAGCAGCAGCAUGAGCAUCUGGAAAGCGGGGAAAGCGUCGGAACUGCGCAUGUGUCUGCACCUUCAAUGGCAGCAGCAGGCCGCUUGCAGUACGUCGCGCUGAGGCGUGCCCAAGUGCCUGCUGCUGAGACGCUGCAGCUGAUGCGUUGUGUUGGUGAUGCGACAGCAGCAGCCGCUCAGAUCCUGAUGCAGCCUGCGCUUAAGCGGCGCCUUGGCGAGGGAGUUCACCAGCAGUCGCAACUGCAUGCGGAAAUGCAGCGACUGCAGCAGCAGCAGUGCCUGGAAAAGGCCUCUGCUCUUUUCACUGCCCCGCAGGCAGCAGAGCAGCGGGAGCUGCAAGCUGCCGCGAGGCAGCUCGUGGAGACUGUGGUGUCUGUCAUUACAGCGAGGGGGUCUUCUUUGUUGCCUUCGGCGUCGGAUGCAUGCAGAGCCUUGUUGCUGCUCUGGCUGGCAGCGGCAGAAAAGGCGCCGGAGGGGAGCUCUCGAAGUCGCCUUCUUGCCCAUAAGACGGCGCAACAAGUGAGCGAGCAGCAGAUGCACAGGUGUGAGCUCAACUGCUGCGUCUCCGUAGCCAUCUUUAUUUUGCAGGAUCUAAUCGCGGAGAUCGUACGCCGCUUCGCGGAAAUCUCGCAGCCAGAGAAACAGUUCUUGAGCCAGGCCGUCUCAGUCCUUGGCAUCCGGCCCCCUAAAGCAACGCCUCGCAGCCAAAGCUGCUCCUUGCAGGAAGCAGCUUUAGGCCGCUUGUCCUCUUUUGUCCCCACCGAUAAAGAAGCGCAGCAGCUUCUUGCGCGGCAGGAAACACACGAGCACAAAGUGAUCUUUCCUCUGCUGUUGCCUGUUUGUCGCUGGAAGGGAGUGCCUCUAGGGUUAAGCGGCAGCAGACAAGUAAGUGUCAAGGCAAUGCAGGAUGUGUUGAGGGAGGGAGGCAGUGCAAAGGGAGGCGAAAAACGUGUGUUAGUAGCUGCUUUCGAAGCGUUGUUAGCGCGUUGGCGUUCGGUGAGGGGUUCUUGUGCCUUAUAA
Molecule: messenger RNA, 2769 nt
Organism: Cyclospora cayetanensis
Lineage: Eukaryota; Apicomplexa; Conoidasida; Eucoccidiorida; Eimeriidae
Exons: 4
Source: RefSeq, a predicted model, not a curated record